Molecule: messenger RNA, 14522 nt
Organism: Oryctolagus cuniculus (rabbit)
Lineage: Eukaryota; Metazoa; Chordata; Mammalia; Lagomorpha; Leporidae
Source: RefSeq, a predicted model, not a curated record
GCCUGCGCAAAGGGGAGACGCGAGCGCCGCGUGGACGCCGAGCGCAGCCGGCGCCGGCGCUUUGGCUACUCCCCAGUGAUUGGUUCCUGUCUUCUGGGACGCUGCAGUAUAGUUUUCACUUUCUCUCUUCCUUCUUCUUCUUCUUCUUCUUCUUCUUCUUUUUUUUUUUUUGUCUCAGUCCUUUUCCUUUGGCCACAAGGUUUUACUUCCGGUUGCUGGCUCCCGUCAGCGAUAGAGUCGACAUGUUUCCUCAGGCGGCCCGGCGGCCGGGGAAUGGUUCUCGCUUGUGACCCUGAGGGGAGACUGGGCUCUGUCCCGGUGCGACGUGGAGAACGCGGGGUUCCUCUGAGGAAGUGCUGCUUUCGGGAAGCGCCGGAGCAAGCACUCGAUUUUGUGCACGCUUGCCGGUUGGCAGGAGCGGACAUGGAAAAGCAUGGGGAGGAAACUGAGCCGUGAUCUGAAGUUCUCGGGGACGGCCGCCGCGCCAAGGACAGAUGAAAUUUAGAAUCAUCUCUUCAAGUACUAUAGACAGUCUUGAUGGGAUAUUGUUUGUGGUUGCAGUGAAUUUGUAGACUAAUUUGAGAAGAGACAUUGUUUUGAGUUUUUUCCUGAGAAUAGUUUACUGAAGCAAUUCUCCUAAAGCCUUCUCCAACAGAAUACAUUGCUAACCUUGUGGAUUUUUUGAUCUGAUAAGUGAAAUUUUCAAGAAAGUGUCCUUGAAUUCAAACUCUGUCUUCCAGAGGGCAGUUUCACUUCUUCAUACUUCUUACUUGGACUCUGCAUCUGAGCCUGGUUUUCAGUACAGUCAAGUGACUUUGGUGAAAAAUGACAUUUUCUUAAAUGAGUACAGAAACUUUUACCAACAAAAAAAGGCCAGUAAUUAUACUCCAGAAGAACUUCAAGAAACUUACGGGUUUCUUCUGUUUGAAACGGAAAACCAGUAUCUUUUGUUUGAAGGCAAAAUUGGUAUGUCAGCGUGGACUCUGUGUUGGCAGCAGUUCUAUUACCACUCUGGGUGAUCCAUCUAAAGGUGUAUACGUUUCGAAAUACUCAGAUUAUCUUCAUCCAAGACCGUGGUAUCAUGGGAAAUCUGGCUAUAUUGUAAUAUUUAACCUAAUUAAGGGAAAAGUCAAGUUUGUGUCUGAGAAUUACACGACUAACUAUACUAGGCCAUCUUCUGGCUAUGAUUGCCACGUGGCUGCAGAUACAAACAAGGUUUCUCAUAAGACGAGUCAUUUUCGUGCCUUUGAAUUGAGUCAGUAUUACCUCUAUGAACUUUCAGGGAGUACUGUUACUAAGCGACCAAGACAGCUCUGUCCUUAUGUAAUUGUAGCUUUUAAGUACAGGGAACCUAAAAUGAUGGCAGCAUCUGUUCAUAAAAGCAUACCUGAACUCACUGAAAAUGUUCUUGUUCCUCCAUGGAAAGGGAAAUUAAUUAUUGGAGGUUAUAUGCUAUGUGAUAUAACACUUCGGUCCACUUAUGGUAUGGUAAUUCCAACACAACUACCACCGGAGCUAGAUUUUAAAUAUGUAAUGAAAGUGUCUUCUUUGAAAAAAAGACUCCCAGAAGCUGCUUUUAAAAAACAGAAUUACUUGACACAGAAAGUCUGUUGCCAAGAUUUAUGCUUCAGUUUGUAUGAUGUGGAACUGUCAAACAGACAAGGGGAAAAAAUAGAUAAGCUAAUAGAAUAUAUUAAAAAUAAGCAGUUGGCAAUCAUCAAAUGCUUAGAUGAUCGAGGUUUUUUUAUUUUACUUACAUCAUCAGCCUUAAUAUCAGAAUCAGAUUUUGGAGGUGAGCAGAUAGGUGUAAUUGGGUUACAUUUAGGCCAUUCAUCCCUGUCAACAGAGGUGAAAGAUUUGAAAGUUGAAGAUGACAUCUUAUUGAAGGUCAUACCUAUUUUACCUGCCCUUAAUUGUGCCCUACUAGAAGCAAAAAAAUCACUUCCUGAAGAAGGAAUCCAUCCAAAUACAUUAGUAAAACAAAAUUUCCAAGAACUGUGUAUGGAGGACAGAAGGCCUUCAUUGACUGCUGCUCCUCAGGAUGGAAUUAGAGAGACCGCACUCUUUGGAAAACCGUCAGAUGGUUUUGACUUGGUUCCUCCAGCUGAAAAGUGCCCUUUAGAGUCAUUAAAUCUGUUGAAGUCUUAUUUUUCAGAUCCUAGUGGUUACAUUUUAGAAAUAUCUACUGCCUUGGAUUUGUUAGCAGAGGAUUCUCAGUCUACUUGUAUUUCAGAUGGAAUUUGUGAUGCUGGAUUUUCUUUAGUUAUGACUCCAGAUCCUGAAUUUCUUGACUCAGAGGCAGAAGUAAGAAAAGACAAUGAAACAGAAAAUAAUUCUAAAGAAAGACUGAAAGCAAAGCAGGGAACUGUGGUUCCACUGAGUCCAGUAUCAAAUCUGAGAGUGCAGCCCAAGAGAAAGGCCAGCAUGCUUCCUGUGGUACCAAGUAAAAGGGUGAAUUUGUGCUGCCCCUUUCCUAAAAGAAGUGUGCUUGGAGCAGGCAGUGGUUCACAGUCACCAACUACUCUUAAGUUGGUUAAAGGACAGUUUCCUCAGAAAAGAAAAAGAGGUGCGGAAGUGUUGACAGCACAAUUUGUACAGAAAACCAAAUUGAAUAGGAAGAACCAAGAAGCUCCUAUUUCUAAAGAUGUUCCAGUGUCAACAAAUGCUAAAAGGGCAAGGAAACAAGAAAAAUCUCCAGUCAAAACUGUUUUAAGAAAUAAAACAUCUAUGAAGAAAUCUCUUCACAAACAGAGGGUAAAUAUAGUAAAAGGUUACCAGAAUCCCAGAAUCAGAAAGCAGCCACAAUCUGCCAAAGGAGAAACUAUUUCACAGCUUGAAUCACAAGUUUCAUCAGAUGGCCCAAAAGAUGCUAUUAAUGUAAAUACAGUUCAACCAGAAAAUACCACGGUGGAUCAGAAAGAUCUUACUGAAAACUCCAUUAUGAACUAUGAUUCCCAGGCCCUAAAUAUGUUAGCUGACCUAGCAUUACGAUCUGCUACUUCUUCCACUCCAUCAGCUGAGCCUAGAAACCUUCCCUGCACUGAAUUGUUACAAAAUGAUGUUGUGCUCCCUAAAGAAAGUACUUUGCGAGGUACAUCUGACCAUGAAUAUCAUAGGGGAAUUAAAAGUCAGAAAGGUGGACUAUUAGUUAAGCCAUCCUCUGAUAAGAAGAGUAAUUCAGGGUCAGACUUAACUGUCAGCCAAGAUGAAGAGAACUUGGUUUCUUGUAGUCAGGCCCCUGCUAAAGUCCAGUCAGCACUUACUGUGGAAACGUCAGCCCCUUCAGAUGCAAGCCAAAACACUUUUGUUGCUGUGGAACAUUCAUAUGCCCUACUCCUUGCAGAACACUCCAAGAAAUAUCUACACCAGAGAGGGAUACCAGGUCCUGCCUUUGCCAAGAAUGGGACAAAAGGCCCUGAUGCAGGAACCCCAGUGGGAAAAGUCAUGCCUUUUCGGCAUCAGCAAAACAUCUCCCCACUACAAAAGCUUUCUGAGGAUCCACUGAUAAAGCGCAAGAGCCGAUUGAUGUCUUCCAAUCUUAAAAAUGUUUAUUACUCUCAUAACGUAUUUAGCUGUGAUGGCUCCUUGAAGGUCACAUUCAAAUGUGAAGCAGAAUAUGCAUUCAGCUUAGAUAGCAAAUAUACAAAUAAUCCACUAGAAAAAACUGUUGUAAGAGCAUUACAUGGGCCCUGGAACACUGAUUUGCCUGAUAAUGUGGAGGAAGUGAAGCUUUUACUGCAUAUGUGGGUAGCUCUGUUUUAUAGCAAUCAGAACAAAGUCAUAAGAUCAUCCCGAAAAGUGGUAGAACACAGCAACCCAGCAAAAUAUGUGUCUAUAAAUAGUACAUUAGAAUCUUUUGAACUCAGUGAAAUUGAGGAGUUCCCCAAAGUGGAAAGAUGUUCUGCAGACCCUCUUUUGGAAACAAAAGAAACUUCCAAAGGUUAUGCUACUGAAGUAUCCUUCCCUGACCAUAACUGCUUGCUUCCUUUCAUUAAAUCACCUCCUGUCAAAGGCUUGGAACUCUGUGUACAGAAUGAACAGAAAGAAAUUUUUGCAGGAAAGUGUCAUCUAGAUACUUCAGAAAGCCAGAAUUUCAUCUAUUCGUGCAAUAGUGAGGUAAUUGGGGAAAAAACUAAACAAGAAUCAUCAGCUAAAUCGGAGACUUCUAAACUUAUGCUUUCUGAUAUUGGAAAUGCCCAAAUUAAUGGACUUUCUGUUCCUAGUAAAGAUAAAACCUUUCAGCAACUUGAUAGCACAACAUUGGUUCCUUACAAUGAUACUGUCACACAAGUCCCAUUCACCACAACUUACAGUGAGACCAGCAAUCAGUCAGUGAUGUGUCAAAAGUCUGUGUGCAGCACCCUUGAAAGCAAAGUUGAUAUUUUUCAUGCACAAAUGCAAACAAACACAGGUGCUUUACAGGACCAUAUCCAUCGUAGAAGCCCCAUAAGCAAUGAAUGGCAGCCUUCCUUGGAGAGGACAGAUGAUACGGGGUAUGUAAUGAUUAAUCUGGAACCGGUUACUCUUACAUUUGACAAAAAUGCCUAUGUACCAGUACAGACAGAAGUUGUAAAUAGAGGUGAUAAACCAGUUACCUUUAAUACAGAGUUGAUUAAGCAAGUAUCACCUACUACAAGUAUUGGACAUCCUGUAUCCACAGUAGAGAAGUCACAAAUACAAAGUCUUGGGGGCAUUCCACCUCUAGCAAUGUCAGGACAGAAAGGUGCUAAUUACCUUUCUGCCUCUUUAGUAACUAAUGGAACACUUGCUGAAGAAACAUAUUCCUUACAGAAAGAGAUACCUCUUACAAUCUCAUCACCAUCUGAUAAUGCAGUGGUAAUGAAGACGUUGUUAGGUAAAGGUUCUAGUUAUCCAUUAGCUGAUGAUAAAAUGAAACAGUCUCAAGAACUUUUUAUGCAGACUCAGAAUCUCUUUAGCAUAUGUUCAGAAGAGAUAGUAGAGCCAUCACAGGUUGAAGUAGUCUCACCAUCAGCCUCUAUCACCUUGGAGAAAAAGUAUUCACUUAACUGCAUUCCAUCAAAAAUCAAUACAUCAGAUGACUCUUUUGAACUAAGAAAGAAUGACAAGAGUGGUAUAAACAAUGAAAAUAUGCAUUUUGAAUCAUUUAAUUCAAUAUUUGCCACUAAACAAACCAGCCUGUCUCCAAAUAGAGAAGAAGUUAGUGUAGAGUUAUCAGAGGAGGAUUCUGAUAUUGACUUAACUCUAACAAUAUCUCCACCUUCAAGUCCCAGAAAAGAAAUGCCAUCUGAUGAAAAUGAGCAACUUGAGGAUGUCCCAUUAUCAAAUAUAGAACUUCAGGAUGUAGUUGAAGAAAUAGCUGAGCCAGAAGAGGUGACCCUCAUGGAAAACAGACCAGUGAAUUCAGUGUAUCCUGCAAUGUCAAAAAAACUAUUAGAAAAUAAAGAGAAGAAAAGUGAUAAUUUACAACCAGUUACUUUAAUACUUUCUAAAGAAAAUUGUACCCUUGAAAUUGCAGAGGAAGUUAUUACCUCUGACUUUCGCUUUGAUUCUCUUAUUGAGGAAGUGUCACCAGCUUCUAGUCCUGACCCUCCAGUAUCAAUUGAAGAAACACGACCAACUCAGACUGUGUCACCAUGUAGUUUAAUACUUUAUGGUACACAGUGUGAGAAAAGUAACAAAUUCUCCCAGAUUGUGUCAGGAGAUUUAGCCAUAACAGAAAAAGAAAAUUCUUUAAUUGGGCCUAACUAUACUGAAAGACAAGGUAAUUUCACUCAGGUACAACAAAUUCAACUGUCUGCUGAUACUCCUCAAGCAUUAAACAAUCAUCCAGGAAGAAAAGAUAGACUAGCACUUCCUGGUAAAGUAACAGAGGAAAUUGUCCCAACUGAGCAAGAUGAGGGUUUAUCUUUCUCAGAGGAGGUACAGUGCUAUGAUACAAAGUUAAACCAGCCUGCCUCAACUGGCCAAAAUGAAGGUAAUGUCAAGCCUUCCCUUGAAAAACUGGUAAAAUCGGGAAAUUCAUUGCAACCAAUUAGCAUAGAGAACAGACAUUUGGACUUAAAACAUCUUGUCUUGGAGUCCAGUGAACCUCCAUUUAGUCCUAGAAAGAUUAAUGAAAAUAAGUCUUUGGCUGACACAUUAGUUUCUACAGCUACUCUAAGUGAUAUAAUGAAUAUGCCAAUAAAACAGCAGACUAGCCCUAAAAGCAUUAAGAAAAAUUUCUUUCACAGUGAUUUGAAAACAGAGUAUGGCAGUUCAAGUAAGGCCAAUCUGUUGAACUCUGACUCCAUUGAUGGAACUGAUGCUGUGCACCUAGAGAUCCCAAAGCUUGGUCCUCCCUCUGAUGGUACUACAUUAACUCACUAUGCAUUACCAGUUAGUGUAGAGCCAGGGUUUCGAACACAGGAAAUAUCUGUAGUCAGAAUGGCCAGUUUGCUUAAUAGUGAAACUGAAGCUGAGUUACAUGAAGAAAACACAGAUCUACAUGUUGCCAGCCCUCAGUCUGACAGCACAUCCACAAAAAAUGAACAAAAAAUCUGCAUGCUGCAGAAUACAUCAUGGGAAACAAAAGAGCUGUUGAAUGGUGAACUUUUCCCCAAAGAUGCUGGUCCUUACCAAAAAACAGCAGAUACCAGUAAAGAUAUCAAUAAAGAGCCUUCUGCUUUCUCUAUUCCAAAAUCCUUUGACUCUCUUGUUUGUGAAAUCUCUAAAGAGCAUGUGGAAAGUAACAGCACUACUGAGGGGUGCAGGGCUGAGGCUGAUUCUGAAACCCUAGACAGAGACAGACAGAGCAGUGUGAAUUCUGACAUAUACUAUGAGGCACUUUCUGAAGACCAUGAUGAAUUAGAUGUGGAGGAUUCUUACACUUUGAGUGGUAGUCAUACCAGGAAAAAAGAUGCUACAAAAGGUGGUUUUGACACUUUUAUGAAGGUAAACAAUAAUGAUAAUGAAGGUUGGAGCUACUUUAACAAAGUUCCAGAGCUGGAAACCAGCAUUCCACCCAGAAGCUGGGCUAUUAGUUUAAAUAAAGAAGAUAAAUGUGUGCCAUGCUAUAUCCAAAUCCGAGAUCUCCAUGGUAUUCCCAGAACUUACCCUAACUUUACUAUAACAAAAGAGCUCAAAAAUACCACAGGAACUUUGCAUAGCCCGAGGAGGCAGCCAGGCUUGACAGCACACUGUGGUUUGCCCAGCAUCUGGAGACACAGGUGGCAUGUGCCAGAUGACCUCACCCAGAACACCUUAGACCUGGAGUAUCUGCGUUUUGCUCAUAAGCUAAAACAGAUAGUAAAGAAUGGGGAUUCUCAGCGUUCUACUCCCACCAGUAUCUUUCCAAAGGAAUCACCUACCCAGAUUGUGAAUGGAACAUUAUCCUUGACAAAUGUGUCUGAGGUUCCAAUUCUACGUCCUACAUCCAAGAACAGAAGUCCCCUUCUGGUAACAAUUGUACAUUCAGAUGCCAGACAACAGAGUCAGCCCCUGAGAGGCCGCUCACCCAGAAAUCUUGACAGCUCUCUUCCUUGGAAGGAAAGAAGUAGUUACAGUAGAAAUCUUACAAAUUCUCAAAGAAAUCAGACUGUUUCAUUUCACCUCAACAAACUGAAGUACAACAGUGCUUUGAAAGAAUCCCGGAAUGAUAUCUCUCUUAUUCUCAAUGAAUAUGCUGAAUUCAAUAAAUUAGUGAUGAAUAACAAUCCAGUAGUUUUCCAAGAUAAAGAUUUAAAUGCUGAUUCUGGAGAAACCACACCUCAAGAGAUGUGUACAUCUUCCCCAAGACGGUCAGCCUCAUUUGAAGAUAUGAUUACAGACUUGUGUACCAGUUUACAUGUCAAACUGAAAAGUGUUGUGAAAGAAGCUUGUAAGAGUACCUUCCUAUUCUACCUUGUUGAAACAGAAGACAAAUCAUUUUCUUUAAGAACAAAGAACAUUCUGAGGAAAGGAGGCCAUACGGAAAUUGAACCCCAGCAUUUCUGUCAAGCUUUUCAGAGAGAGGAUGAUACACUAAUAGUCAUCAUCAGAAAUGAAGAUAUAUCAUCACAUUUGCAUCAAAUUCCUUCUUUGCUGCAGCUCAAGCAUCUACCCAGUGUCGUCUUUGCUGGAGUAGACAGCCCUGAGGAUGUUACUGAUUACACCUACCAAGAGCUGUUUCGUACAGGAGGCUUUGUGAUAUCAGAUGACAAAAUAUUAGAAACUUUAACAUUAGAUCAACUUAAGGAGAUUGUCAAAACCCUGGAAAAGCUAAAUGGAAAUGGAAGAUGGAAGUGGUUACUUCACUACAGGGAAAAUAAAAAGCUAAAAGAAAUAGUAAGAGUGGAUUCAGUUGCACACAAGAAGAACUUAAUAUUGAAAUCAUACCAGGGUGCAAAUAUCAUUGAAUUGCUUCACUAUCACCGGUGUGACUCUCAGUCAUCAACAAAAACAGAAAUUUUGAAAUGUUUGAUAAGUCUGCAAAUUCAGCAUAUUGAUGCCAGGUUUGCUGUCUUCCUUACAGAUAGGCCUACUGUAUCCAGAGAAGUCUUUGAAAAUAGUGGAAUCCUUGUUACAGAUGUAAAUGAUUUCAUUGAAAAUAUACAAAAAAUAGCAUCUCCAUUUAGGAGUAGCUAUUGGUGACUGGACUGAAGCUUGCCUAUUCAUGAACGAUGCCUAACAACAAUUUUCUUUGAUAAACAUGAGAUAGUCAUUUCAUAUUUUGAAAAAUCAAUUGUUCUACAACUUCAUUUUUAUUUUGCUAGAAUGUCUGAUUUCAUAGUAGUUGUUGAGCUUUGGGUCACAAUGUUGAAUAUUGUUUUAAAUUAUUUUAAACAGAAUGCCUUCAAAGCUAUUAAUUGGACUUACUAUUCAAAAUAAGAAUUUUACAACAUGUUUACAUAGUUGGAGCCAAGAAUAAGUAUUUUAGUAACGAAUAACUGCAUUUUUAUAUGUUAAUGUAAUGCAUGUUGUGGUCUGUUUUAAAGUUUUGCCAUCCUUGUGAAACUAUAAAUCUUAAAUGGUUUUAUUUGCUAUUAUAUAAACAACACUACACAAAGUUAAUACAUUUUUUUCCUAAAUGGUACAAAUUUAUAAACUGUCAUUUUUCACUUAGUUUUUGUAAAUACUACACUACAAAAUCAAUUCUGAGGAAACUUUAUGAUAUUUGAAUUUCUACAGUAAUCUUUCAAACUAAAAACCAAACAUUUGAGAUACUUAGUAUCUAUUUGGAACAAAAGUUUUUGUAACUAAUUUGUUUCUUUUUUUUUUUUUUAAUAAAGACAACCCAAAAGCAUCCAACCAAAGUUUCUGCAAUGAUUUUAUGGCAAAAAAAAAAAAAAAAAAAACACCUUGUCUUAGCAAUCUCGGGCCAUUAAACAGGAAUAACUAACCUUCCAGAGCAAUCCUACCACUUAGACCCUCACAGACCUGCUAGUGUUUCUGGUAUCCUUUUCCCUCCUCAAAGUCUUAGUAAUAAAUAGCCUGUACAGUGAGGCUUACCACUACUUAACAUCAAUAGGAGUCAAGCAUCGUAUACUAUAUAGUAUCAGGAAUAAAAUGUGGGGUCUACUCAUACUGAAGCCAGAUGAUGACAAGGGCUGCUCUGAUCUGUCCAGAUCAGGAGCCACAUAUGCUCUUUGAUACUGUGCACACCUUAUGAUUCUAUCAUCUUUCAGCUUUACUGAAGGAAACACUAAUAGUUACAAUCAGGACACAGACCAAUACAGAGAGCAGUGGUAUCCAGAAUUUGGCUUUAUUUUGCAGUACAGAAAUCAUUUGGAGCCAUUUCAGACAGACUAAAGUAGAGGCUCUGUCAAAUCAAUACUGCAUUGCAGCUUGGUCCAUUGAAGAAGCCACACCUGUGAUAUAAAAGAUACUUCUACAUUUUACCUGCUUUAUGACCGAUUCCUUUCCCCUUGGUCUCACCAAUUUCAUUAGUUAAAACACCACAAAGUGGCUUCCUCCAAAUGACUCCCUAUCUCUGGAGUUUGGUUAUAAUUUAUGCCCACAUAAACCAAAUCUGUGGCUAUACUAUUUGGGACCUGCCAUAAUAUGUGAUAAAACACAAAACAAAAUUAGAGGGAGAACUUGGGGGUGCUGUUUCAAAUUAUGGAAUAUUCAGUGUAGGAUCUCAGUGUCAUAAGGACAGAUGGCACAGACAUACAGAUACAGUUCUUGAGCAGCAGAGGCACAACUGCCAAGACUAUGCUGAUUAAAAGAUAAAAAUACUGUAUCAAGUUCUCUGUAUCAGUAUCACAAUGUUUGUUUAAAACUGAUCUUUCACAGGAUGUGGGGUGGUUUGGUUAAAUUGGAACAGAACGUGGUAACCUGCCAAUUCUGAAUAGCCACUCCAAGAACAGAAGUUAAUACAUGAUACUAGAAAGAUGAAGGGGGAGGAAUAUUUACUGGUAUAGUGCUCUUCAAUCCCUCCAUUUUAAUUACAAAAGCAGGCUUUACAAUACUGAUUUCAUACAAUAUGCAUUAUUUGCCAAAUUUUAAAUUUGUCCCAAUUUAGUAACAUGUACUGUUGUUAGUCUUCCCCAUAGAUGUCAUUUUUCUUGCGCUUCAUUUCCUCAAAGUCAAACUCUGAUCCUGUCAUCCUCUUAUAGAUGUCUUUAAUGUCAUCACAAGUUGUCUCAAAGUGAGUCGUAGCAUCAUAUGUGCGGGAAAUAAAGAUCUGGAAAUAAAAAUCAUAAAAAUUAUGAUUUGUUAAGGGAUAUCUUGCAAUGAAGCCUAAUAUCCUUUUCAGAUCUCCACACUCACCUGGCUUUCUUUUCCCAAAUCUUUUGGCACAAGGAGGUCACUGAUGCUAACAAAUCUGGAGGGGAAAAAGAAUUAGGUUGCCAAGUUAGUUGGCCUCAAACUAAUAAUUGUUUGCUGAAUUUCUAAACACAAAAGGUAAGACUGGUAGAGAUGGUUCAGUUUAAGAAAUACCCACAAGAACCCAAUGGUUGCCUUCCUUGUUAUCAUGUUCAAACCACCACCCCCCAAAGCCAAAAUCAAGACCCCAAUUAGGAUUUUAGUUCAUAUAAAUGAACACAACACUCACUUCUGUUCAAUUGGUUCCAACAGUUCCAAAGCUGGUCUGAUUUCUUUCUCAGGUUCCUUGGUUUCCAUAGUUGUACUGACUAUGGCAAUGUACUUCCCUUGUGCUGCCACAUUGUGUGCAGAGGAAAUCAUGCAGACAUAGAUAUCUAGAAACAAAUAAUAGCAGCUCAAUGCCUAAAGUUUAUAAACCUGUUUAUAAAACUUAGCAUACUAACUUUUCACUAUAUUUCAUCAAGGUGUUAAUUUACACUACUUGAAGCAGGCAAGAUCUUAUAAACAUUCUACAUGGAGACAAAACACAACCACAGUAUUCAAAUAUUUAACGAUUAAAAAUUAUGUGGCAGUGAACCGCUAAACAUGAAAAUGAAAUCUCCCUGCUGUAUAAUAGCUAACAAGCCAUAUUAACUAUUCUGGGAUUUUCUUUUACUUAGGACUUUGCAUUAAAUAGCUAACAAGAUUUAUUAAGUACUGUUUCCUUCAUUUGAUACUGCAGAUCAGUAUAAGACCUUUAUGAACUAGUUUAACAGACUCACAGGUCCUGAUACCAGACCUGGUCUGUAUAUCACUAUUCUAAACAACUGCAUAAUUUGCAAUAUAGAAAAUAAUUAUUGGAGGUUGGCAUUCUGCUACUUGUGACAAUGGCAUCCCACAUUAGAGUACCAGUUCUAUUCCUGGUUGCUCCACUUCCACGCUAGCUCCCUGCUAUAAUGUGCUUGGGAAGGCAGUAGAAAAUGGCCUAAUUACUCAGGCCCCCAUAACACACAUAGGAGACCUGAAUGGAGUUCAGGCUCCUAAAGCUUCAGCUGGCCCAGCAUUGGCCAUUGUGAUCACUUUGGGGAGUGAACCAGCAGGCAGAAAAUCAGUCUCUCUCCCCGUUUUUCUCUGUCACCCUGCCUUUCAAAUAAGUAAAUCUUAAAAAAUUAGUACCAGACUCCCUAUAUAUUUUUUUAAGAUCUUCACAAAUCCAGGGAACUGCCUGUUUUAAUAUAAACCUUAAAUGCAAAAUAAUAAUAAUAGUUAUAAUACAGGCAAGAUUUAGGGCUGAAACUCAAUUCCUGAUAUGAAUCAGAGAAAUAAAAUUUUUCUAGCACAUUUUUAAAAUCAAAUAAGUGUUUGUAUAAAAGCAGCUGUGUCAUCAGCUCAAAAACAGUGUAAUCAGUUCAACAAUUACCUACUGUGAAUGGGGACUUUUGUGUUUACCUUGUCUAGUCCAUUAAUUCCAAAAGGAAGGAAACGAAGGUCCAGAGAGAUGCAACAAGUGUUAGAUAAGGCACUGGGGCCAGCGCUGUGGCGCAGCGGGUUAAAGCCCCGGUCUGAGGCGCUGGCUUCCCAUACGGGCGCCGGUUCUAGUCCUGGCUGCUCUUCUUCUGAUCCAGCUCUCUGCUAUGGCCUGGGAAAGCAGUGGAAGAUGGCCCAAGUUCUUGGGCUUUGACUUCUGCACCCACAUAGGAGACCUGGAGGAAGCUCCUGGCUCCUGGCUCCUGGCUCCUGGCUUCGGAUUGGCACAGCUCUGGCCAUUGCGGCCAUCUGGGGAGUGAACCAAUGGAUGGAAGACCUCUCUCUCUUUCUACCUCUGCCUCUCUCUGUAACUCUGUCUUUCAAAUAAAUAAAAUAAAUCUUUAAAAAAAAAAAGAUAAGGCUCCUAGUCAACAACGUAAGCUGCAGGAUCACUAGAAGCUGAAAGUAUCACAUGUCCCCCACAUGUACACUUAAGUCUAUUCACUAUAAUACAGCAUACAAAAUUAGGAAUUUCAGAUGAAAUCCAAUGUAAAUUACAUCUAACAAAAUCUUAUAAACAUCUGCUGGUCUUCAAUACUCACCUGACUUUCGAUUGACUUGGUUUUGUGGAAUAAUGAUCUGGCAGGAGUUGGCAUCGUUGGUAUUCUUGAUGGGAUGACUAAGAAUGCAGAUAACUCUUAUCACCUGGCCCACUUUCUCCACCCGAUCUUUUACAUAGCUGGGGUCACAGAUGAGCUGCUUACAGCGAGCAAUCUGUAAGAAAACAUUGAAGGGGCUGGAUCUGUGGUGCUGGCAUCCCAUCUGGGUACCAGUUUAAGUCUCAGUUGCUCCACUUCUGAUCCAGCUUCCUGCUGAUGGCCUGGAAAAGCAGCACAAGAUGGCCCAAGUGUUUGGACCCCUGCACCCACAUGGGAGAUCCAGAAGAAUCUCCUGGUUCCUGGCUUCAGUAGGUCCAGCUCUGGCCAUUGAGGCCAUUUGGAGAGUGAACCACAGCGGUUCCUGGCUUCAGUAGGUCCAGCUCUGGCCAUUGAGGCCAUUUGGGGAGUGAACCACAGCGGAUGGAAGACCUGUCUCUCUCUGUCCCUCUGUAACCCUGUCUCAAGUAAAUAAAUACAUCUUUAAAAAAAAAAAAAAACUUUAUAAAGAAGACAAAUUGAUGGAAACAACUGAUUGGAAGAGUUAAUACUGUUAACAUGUCAAAAACCUGUCCUGAAAUGUAUAUUGAUUCUCAAGGAAUUGAAUUUAAGAAUAACCUAAACAAUAUUGAACAAGUCUUGAAAAUUCACUAAAAAGCUACAGUAGUCCAGUGUGGAAUUAACAUAAAAGCAUAUGGACUAAUGUAACAAAAAAGAAAGCCCCAAAUAAACCUGCUUAUCCACAAAUAAUUUGACAAAGGUACCCAGACCAGUCUACAGAAAAGAUAACUAUUUCAACAAAUGCUACUAUAUGGAAAUUGUAUCCACAUGUAAAAGGAUGAGGUCAACUCUUGUCUAACACCAUAUACAAAAAUCAAAAUAGAUCAAGAGACCUAACAUCAUAAAACUGUUAGAAGAAAACAUAAGGCAAAGGUUUCAAGACCUUGGAUUUGGAAAUUUCUUGGACACAACAAAAUGAAAUGGGUUAUUUGAUCCCACAAAUAUUUUAAUUUUUGUGUAUCAAGAAACACUAUAAAGAGGCAACCCAUAAAAUGGGAGAAAAUUUGCAAAUGAUAUGCCUGAUAAUGGAUUAAUAUCCAUAUUAUACCAAGAACUACUACAUCCCAACAACAAAAAAACCAACCUUAUUCAAAAAAUGUGGAAAGGAUUUGAAUGUAUCUUUUCCCAAAGACAUUAGGCUCAUAAGCAUAUGUAAGAUGCUAACCAUCACUAAUCAUUAGGGAAAUGCAAAUCAAAACUACAAUGAUACACCACAUCUCAUACUCAUCAGGAUAGCUACUAUCAAAAAUGUUGGCAAGGGCCGGCGCCACGGCUCACUAGGCUAAUCCUCCGCCUUGUGGCGCGGGCACACUGGGUUCUAGUCCCGGCUGGGGCGCCGGAUUCUGUCCCGGUUGCCCCUCUUCCGGGCCAGCUCUCUGCCGUGGCCAGGGAGUGCAGUGGAGGAUGGCCCAAGUGCUUGGGCCCUGCACCCCAUGGGAGACCAGGAGAAGCACCUGGCUCCUGGCUUUGGAUCAGCGCGGUGCGCCGGCCGCAGCGGCCAUUGGAGGGUGAAACAACGGCAAAAGGAAGACCUUUCUCUCUCUCUCUCUCUCUCUCACUGUCCAAAAAAAAAAAAAAAAAUGUUGGCAAGAA